CGCUCCGCCGGCGCUCCUCCACCGACCAGGAGCGCUUCCCCCGGGCUCUGCGUGAAGCUGAAAACACGGUCCGCCUCAGUCGGUCAGCCCCCAUCGCCGCCGCCGCCGCCAUGCUGCUGGCGGUGUUCGCACAGCGGAAUGGAGUCGAGCAGGGAGCCUUAAACGCGCGCCAUGAAUGACAGGUACCACAAAGCGGCCCGGGACGGCUACCUGGACCUGCUGAAGGAGGCGACCCGCAAGGACCUGAACGCACAGGACGAGGAUGGCAUGACACCGACGCUAUGGGCCGCUUAUCACGGCAACCUGGAGGCUCUGCGGCUGAUCGUGGGCCGGGGAGGAAACCCAGACAAGUGCGACAUCUGGGGAAACACACCCCUCCACCUCGCCGCCGCCAAUGGUCACCUCAACUGCAUUUUCUUCCUGGUGUCCUUCGGGGCCAACAUAUGGUGCCUGGACAACGACUACCACACGCCGCUGGACAUGGCCGCCACGAAGAACCACAUGGAUUGCGUCCGAUACCUGGACUCCAUUGCUACCAAGCAAACAGGCCUCAAUCCGAAGCUGAUCAACAAGCUGAAGGACCGGGCGUUCCGCGACGCCGAGCGGCGGAUCAAGGCGUGCGUGAAGAUGCAGAAGAAGCACCACAAACGGAUGGAGCGAAAGUUUCACAAGGAGGCGUCCGAGGCGUCGGCGUCUGAUGUAAUGAGCUUCUCCAGUUACAGCAGCAGCUCCCUCAGCCACAAACUACGCAACUUUAGCACAGCCACUGCCAGUGUGCCAUAUUCCCAGGCGACUCUCCACGCCACAAACCGGGGCAAAACAAAGAUCCAGAAGAAGCUGGAGAAGCGGAAACAAGGAGAUGGCACCUUUAAAAUCUACGAAGAUGGGAGGAAGAGCGUGCGCUCCCUCUCCGGACUUCAGCUGGGAAAUGAUGUCAUGUUUGUCAAACAGGGGACCUACGUCAACCCGAACCAGCGCGGCCGCCGCAACGUCCGCGACAUGUUCCCCAGAGACAACGACGACGCCAUCUCACGUGCCAUGAGCGAGCCCGACCUCCACGGGACGGACGUGGAUUACUCUGAGAUCAGCACCGACUCCGGACACGAUUCCCUGUUCAACCGGCCGGGCCUGGGCACCAUGGUCUUCAGGAGGAACUACGUCAGCGGGGGGUUGUUUGAUCUGGGCGGCCGAGACGCGACCAGCGAGAGUCAGUCGCAUCACAACGUGCGUUUACGGAGUCGGCUGCAGCAGUACCCCAGCAUGGACGAGGACAGCAUUGGCAGUGCGCGCAGCCUUCAGGAGAGGAACCGGGAAGAGCUGCCGUGGGAGGAAGUAGAGUUAGGGCUGGAUGACGACGACGAGCCAGACACCAGCCCUCUGGAGGUCUUCCUCGCCUCUCAGAGCAUGAGUGAGUUUUAUUCCAUUUUCAGGCGGGAGAAGAUUGAUCUUGAAGCGCUGCUGUUGUGCUCUGACCAUGACCUGAAAAGUAUCCACAUUCCCUUGGGGCCGAGGAAGAAGAUCCUAGAUGCAUGCAGCAGGCGGCUGGAGACGAUCGACGACCCUGACAGCAUUGAAGACACUGAACUAUAAUAAAAGUGGUGGAUGGUCAUCCCACUGUGCGCUCAACCAGCCUUAAAGGUCAGUGAGGCGCUGUGGAGUGAAUGUCACAUAUGAGCAGGAAGGACAUCGUGAUUUAGCUCUGCUGUUAGCUCGGUGGUAACAAAGCAGAAAGGACACUGUCGGGAUGAAUAUGUCAAGCAAAAAGAGACGAGUGCAAGACUCGUUCGGAAGAGGAUUCCUUUACAGUGACUUGUUAGCAUGGGAACGUCGCUGUAAAUAUCUCUUGGGGCCGGUUGGCCGGUCGGAGUCCCCCCUCCUCCCUCCGCGCUGCCUGGAUUCACAAAGUGAAAGACAAUUAUCAGAGUGCAUUGAUGUGCGGUGUCAUUGUGCGCUAUGCGGCGCCGCUAACAGAGAGUUGAUUGUUGGGUCUGUGGCCCCUGAACAUGUUUUCCCCUGUGGGGUAAGCCUCGCCUCCUCAUGUGCCUGCAUCGCUUGUGCCUGUGCGUUUGCUCAAACCUGUCGUUUAUCGUUCGAACCCCAGCAAGAACUCUUUCAGUAACACCCAUUUGAGCAGCGUUCACAUUUUGAAUAUGGUUCAUUGCUAAAUACAGCCAAGUGUGUAUUGAGGUCACUUUUCUGAUUUACUGCAGUAUUGUAAACUGUGUGAAAACACAGAGCUGUUUAUUUGUAUUUUAUUGCAAUGUGACAUUUUAUAUGACCUUAAACCGACACUGAAAAUUGUAUUACCUUUUGUGCACCACUCCUCAGUUAGUCUGAUAUUUCUCCAACAGUCUCUACCUUUUCUAUUUUUUGAUAGCAUCGUCUGCACAGUAACAUAUGUUAUGUCACAGCUAUCUUUAACAAGUGUAUGUGGAUUUUUCUGUAAAUAAAAUGUAAGUACUAACA
Messenger RNA from Salarias fasciatus (jewelled blenny), 2466 nucleotides. RefSeq names its product Usher syndrome 1Ga (autosomal recessive) (gene ush1ga). Gene Ontology annotation, biological process: sensory perception of sound; equilibrioception; sensory perception of light stimulus. NCBI's taxonomy places the organism in Eukaryota, Metazoa, Chordata, Actinopteri, Blenniiformes, Blenniidae. The coding region runs from base 172 to 1590 and encodes 472 amino acids. Gene Ontology annotation, molecular function: protein binding. The record is from RefSeq and is a predicted model, not a curated record. The transcript has 4 exons.